CCAAGAAAGCACGGUAGAUUUUCCUCUCUACAAGACAUGAGGUGAUCAGCUGAAGUUUUCCAGCAAUAGAAACACUGAUUGUGAAACUGAGUUUCGCUUUCAAUUUCAGGUUUAUAAAUUAAAUUAAACUUCACUAACUGAUGACAUUUGAACCUAUCACAUGAUUGGCUCCCAUAAUGCUCUAGUCCUCUCACAAUGCUCUUGCCCAUGCCUCUGAAUUAUUGGCCCAGAGACUCCACCAGAGUCACCAAUUACACAAAGUGUUGAGAUGCUGGCUCAGACUGGUCUUCUUACCUGGGAAUUCCCCUGCCUUACGGCUGAAAAUCUCCAGAACCACCCUUAAGUGUUUGUUGCGUUUUCUGGUUCCAUUUCUAUAUUUUUCUCUCUUUUAUCCCCCUGCCCUCCCCAGGGGUGUCAUUCUUUAUGCUAUGGUGACUGGAAAACUUCCGUUUACUGAAUUUCAGCCGAGUAAACUGCUAGAGGAGAUUAAAUGUGGCAUCCUCUACAAUGAACGCUUGUCAACAGCCUGCCAGGAUCUGAUCAGUAAGAUGCUACAGUGGAAACCAGCAAACCGCCCCGCACUCAGUGAGGUCCUCACCCAUCCGUGGAUGCUACCUGCUGCAUCUAUCCUCUUCCGGAAGGUCCGGAUCUUCAUGGCAGGUUCCUCAGAGAAGAAGCAACAUAAAGAAGUGACAGGCAAAGGAGGAGACCACCCCGUGAAGAGAAAUCCAAAGGGGAGGAAAGUUCUCAUCAUCUGCAACUCGGGUGUGAACAAACUGAAGCUCAAAAUGGAGGCAGCCAAGAUUCAGGCUGAUCCUGGCUGCAGCUCACCUCAGGGACGGCCAGACAAGCUCGCCAUCCCCCCGACCGCCAACGCCGACAGAACGGUCCGACUUUUCACCCACAUGCCGAAACCGCCGGCUACCGCCAAACCCACGCGCAGUUUUAAGAGGCCCGUCUCUGCGUCACCGCAGAACCCGGAGCUGGCAAGGAAACUGCGAGGCCUACAGGAUGCGGGUCCCUGUGUGCGCCUCUCCAGGUCCAGCCAGCGCCUCACCUCAACGGCAGAGUCCCUGCCGCGACAGCUGAAAGGAUUCUAG
This is a messenger RNA of Chiloscyllium plagiosum (whitespotted bambooshark), 1100 nucleotides long. The record is from RefSeq and is a predicted model, not a curated record. Lineage: Eukaryota; Metazoa; Chordata; Chondrichthyes; Orectolobiformes; Hemiscylliidae.